Andrographis paniculata is the source of this 1800-nucleotide messenger RNA. RefSeq names its product probable sodium/metabolite cotransporter BASS3, chloroplastic. Bases 133 to 1395 code for a protein of 420 amino acids. Gene Ontology annotation, cellular component: membrane. The record is from RefSeq and is a predicted model, not a curated record. NCBI's taxonomy places the organism in Eukaryota, Viridiplantae, Streptophyta, Magnoliopsida, Lamiales, Acanthaceae. The transcript has 5 exons.
AUUAUAAUUAGAGAAUAAGCCACAUAUCUUAACAGACUUAUCCCCCUCCUCUUCUUUUCCUCCGCCGUUCCCUCGCCGGAAAACUUCCAAAUUCCGGCGUCGAGACAACCUGCUGAGGAAUUCAGCCAAAAAAUGCCCCCAAUAUCAUGCCUUACGGUCCAAACCGCAUCCAGAACUCCUCGAUUCCAUGCCCCUUGCUAUUUGCCGCAAAAUUCGAUUCCGUUAGGUUUAAAGAGCAGUGUUUUUUUCCCGAUUCAGAAGAGGUCUGAUAAGAGUGUAAAAAAUGGCUCGUUGGUGAUAUCUGCGUGCUCGACUACAUCGCCUUUUAUCGGCAAGGUUGGGGCUCAGAAAAGAGAGGGUAAUUUUUCGCUGUUGUCGUUCGGAGUGGACCCUAGGAUCGGCGUGGUUGCUGAAUCAAAACCGGAUGCUUCUCAAUUUUUAUCUGCUCUGCUUCCGUUCGUGGUGGCUCUCACCGGCAUCAUGGCACUGUCCAAGCCUUCGACCUUCACUUGGGUUUCCAAGGAAAUGUAUGCACCUGCACUCGGAGGGAUUAUGUUGUCUAUCGGAAUUAAGCUCUCUCUCACCGAUUUUGCUCUAGCGUUUAACAGACCACUUCCAUUAUCAAUUGGAUUUAUUGCACAGUAUGCACUAAAACCAGCACUUGGAGUGUUGGUUGCACAAGCUUUCCGUGUUCCGCCUAUGUUCUAUGCAGGUUUUGUUCUGACUGCAUGUGUUGCGGGGGCUCAGCUAUCAAGCUAUGCCAGUUUCUUGAGCAAGGGAGAUGUGGCUUUGAGCAUCCUACUGACUAGCUCAUCGACCAUUGCUGCAGUUAUUGUGACUCCUCUUUUGACAGGCCUUCUCAUCGGCUCCGUUGUUCCAGUUGAUGCUUUUGCUAUGUCAAAAUCGAUCUUGCAGGUGGUUCUUGCGCCUAUCGCGCUUGGAUUGGUGUUGAAUACUUAUGCCAAACCCGUCGUUUCAAUCCUACAACCUGUGAUGCCUUUUGUUGCGAUGAUCUGUACUUCGUUGUGCAUUGGAAGCCCUCUUGCUAUAAACAGGAACCGAAUCCUGUCCAUUGAGGGUCUGAGAUUGAUCGGUCCAGUGCUAUUCUUUCAUGCUGUGGCAUUUACUCUGGGCUAUUGGAUCACCAAAAUCCAUUUUCUAGGGUUGGAAGAAGAAGUUUCGCGAACAAUCUCACUGUGCACAGGAAUGCAAAGCUCGACGCUAGCAGGGCUUCUGGCAAGCCAUUUCCUGGGAAGCACACAAGCCGUUCCCCCGGCAUGCUCGGUGGUUGCAAUGGCUAUCAUGGGUCUUUGUCUGGCAUCGUUCUGGGGCAGCGGGUUCAGAAUCAGAGACUUGCCAUGGCUGGUGAUUCCUCGACGGACAGUAAAUGCAUGAGUUGAGUUGAGUCAGUUAUGGAGGUUGCUCUACCCUCUAUAUAUGUUUUGAUUAUUUUCCAUGAUCCAUCAAUGGAAAUGGAAAUUGAAAUGGAAGGUCGGGUGAAUUGCUUAUUGCAGAAGAGGAAGAAAGGAGAAGAAGAAGUACAUAAGGAAAAGAAGGUAUAUGAAAAUAGUUAAGAAAUAUCGAAGGUAUCCAUCCCUUAAUUACUCUUAAUUUUCAGUGUACAGCCAGCCCCCAGCCCCCAGCCCGCCCUGUAAUUUCUAAGGAAAUAUCUCUAGUUUUGGCUCACGUGACUUGCAGAAUAUGCACGUGCACUGGUUUUUGUUCUCAAGUAGUAUCUCAUUUUAAUUUAAUUAAACUAUAGAUUGGUUUAUUUACUACUGCCACAAUAUUAUUUUGUUA